Camellia sinensis is the source of this 1128-nucleotide messenger RNA. RefSeq lists its product as uncharacterized. NCBI's taxonomy places the organism in Eukaryota, Viridiplantae, Streptophyta, Magnoliopsida, Ericales, Theaceae. The record is from RefSeq and is a predicted model, not a curated record.
GUUACGAACACGUAGUACUGGGAACAUAACAUUCUAUAAUUUCCGAGUGCAUUGCUCAUAUCUGUUUCUCUGCCUCUCCCUUCCUUCGCUUUCAACUUUCCCGCUCUUUCUCUCCCUCUGGAAUGAAAAACUUGAGAACGUGAAAGAUGAAUAACAGAGUCUGCAAAACACUUCACUCCAUGAAACCCCCUUCGAAUCCUCGAAAUGAGAAGAAGAUGGAAGUGGAGGGAAGCAAAUUGCAAGUCACGGCGAAUCGGCAUCGAUCCAAUAGAGAAAAAAAUUUGGCUUUACUUGAAGAUGUUAACAAGCUGGAGAAGAAGUUAAGACAUGAAGAGAAUGUUCACAGAGCAUUGGAGAGGGCUUUCAAUAGAACUUUGGGAUCUCUACCUCGCUUUCCUCCUUAUCUUCCUCCAGAGCUGAUCAUGGGAAUAAUGGGGAAUGUUAUUCUCACCAUUCAGACACUAGAACUUCUCGCUGAAGUAUCAGUUUUGGAAGAGAAGGUUGUUCGGCUAGAAGAGCAGAUUAUCGAUUUCAGACAAGGUUUAUAUCAGGAAGCAGCUUACAUAUCAUCCAAGAGGAAUGCAUAGAAUUCAGUUGAUUUAUGCAGCGAGUUAUCCACCAGAAGUUCCAAACACGGGGAAUCACUAUGUUCGUUCCAACACAAUGAAAUUUCAGGAUUAUCUGUGGCAAAGCCUUUUCCUUCGCUUGCGAGAAGUGCUUCAAGUAGAAAACUAUCGUCUUCCAAACCCACCCCUGAUCGAAUUGGACAUUGUUCAAAAAAACCCAAUUUCUCUUUGGAAAAUGGGCCAGUAAAAGAGAAUCGAUUGCGUUCUAAUUCAUCAAAGGAUAAGCAAUAUCCAGAAAAUAAAAGUCCUAGAAUGAAGAAACCUCCAAUCAAGCCUGAAUCGAUAGGAAAAAACGUUGAUCCUCUGAGGUUACAGUUGGAGAGAAGAUUAGCAGACCGCAAAUGAGCACAAGAGAGCUCUUCUGACUCCUCUGAUGGUGGAGCGUUGGAAGCUGACAGCUCUCCAAACAAAAUUUCUGAGGAUGUUUUCAAGUGCUUGUCUAACAUCUUUCUAAGACUCAGCACAACAAAGAACAGGACUGUUGAAUCAAAGGCCAUUCCUU